CUGAAAGGGUCUGAUCCAGCUUUGGGUCGGAAAACAAGCAAAGCCACGGUCCCUCUGACCCACACUGACGCAGGUCUCUGCUGAAUAAGCUACAACUAAUUUCCUUCAAACCAUGGCUAUGGCCUCUUUGUUUUUAAACGCGGAUGAUGCCUCCCCAGCGGCUCUGACGGACCUGUGCCUCACCUAUGUGAGCCAGAACCUGGAGUGUUUCUGCGUGAAGCUCCCUGACGGCUCCUUGAGCUUCAGGGAGGCUGUCCUCUUCCCUCAGGAGCUGGCAGACCAGCUUCUGGCCAAGAUGGCCACUGAAGGCCUUCUGAACGACAGCACCGUUGGGGUGUUUAGGAGCUGUGAAUACCUACGGCUGAGACGAGCCUGCAUCCGCACGGCACGGAUCUCUGCCGAGGCGUUCCAGAAAGCUUUAUGCCCACACAGAUUGCUGGAGCUGGACGCUGCCAGGGUCAACGCGGACCUGACCAUUCCUGACAUACUGCAGGGAUUGGCUACCAAUAAAUACUGUCAGGAGUCUAUUCAGCGGUUAGUCUUAACCGGACUCACCAUGUCCUCUCUGGAGGAGCCCAACUGGUAUCGUUUCAGCACCCUGCAGGGUCUGCGCUCGCUCUCUCUAGCUAACGUGGACUUCUACGACUCCGGGCUUGUUGACGUUUGCUCCCUGCCUCGGCUGGAGAGCCUGGAUCUCUCCAACACCUCAGUCACCAACCUGAGCCCCCUGCUGGGCCUGAAGGAGCGGCUCCGCUCUCUAACGCUACACCAGCUGAAGAGGCUGGAGAUGAGCACGGCUCAGCUGCUGGGAGUCAUAAGCCAGCUGAAUGUACUGCAGCACCUGGACAUUAGCGACGAUAAGCAGUUUACCUCAGAUGUGGCCCGUCAGCUGCUCGCCCAGCCAGGGAUCCUCCCCGCCCUUGUUUCCCUGGAUGUCUCAGGGAGGAAGCAGGUGACAGAUACAGCUGUUCGGGCGUUUGUUGAAGAGAGACCCGGGAUGACCUUUAUUGGCCUGCUGGCCACAGACGCUGGCUUCUCCGACUUCCUCUCUGGAGAAGGAAAUCUUAAGGUAACUGGAGAAGCUAAUGAGACUCAGAUCUGCGAGGCAUUGCGUCGAUAUAGUGAGAGGGAGGGUUUCGUCAGGGAAGCCCUGUUUCAUCUGUUCAGCCUGACUCAUGUGAUGGAGAAACCGAGGCCAGACAUACUAAAGCUGGUAGUUUUGGGCAUGAAGAAUCAUCCAGCCACUCUAAACGUCCAGCUGGCAGCCAGCGCGUGUGUGUUCAACCUGACAAAGCAGGACCUGGCAGCAGGAAUGCCCGUCCGGCUGUUGAGUACGGUCACCCAGCUCCUCCUGGAGGCCAUGAGGACGUUCCCCAACCACCAACAGCUGCAGAAGAACUGCCUGCUGUCUCUGUGCAGCGAUCGCAUUUUACAGGAGGUUCCAUUCAACAGGUUUGAAGCCGCCAAACUGGUGAUGCAGUGGCUCUGCAACCAUGAAGAUCAAAACAUGCAGAGGAUGGCUGUGGCUAUUAUCUCCAUACUGGCUGCUAAGCUGUCCACAGAACAGACCGCCCAGCUGGGAGCAGAGCUGUUCAUUGUGAAGCAACUGCUGCACAUUGUGCGUCAGAAGGCGAGUCAGAAUGUGGUGGAUGCGACCCUGAAAUUUACACUGAGUGCACUCUGGAACCUGACAGAUGAAUCACCUACAACCUGUCGCCAUUUUAUUGAGAACCAAGGCUUGGAGUUGUUCAUUAAAGUGCUGGAGUCUUUCCCGAACGAAUCUUCCAUCCAGCAGAAGGUUCUUGGUCUUCUGAACAACAUAGCAGAAGUCAGGGAACUGCACGGAGAACUGAUGGUGCCGAGCUUCCUGGACCACAUCAGAACUUUGCUGCACAGCCCCGAGGUGGAGGUCAGCUACUUCGCCGCAGGGAUCCUCGCACAUCUGACGUCACGAGGAGAGAAGGCCUGGACGCUGAGCCCGGGUCUGCGGUUCUCAUUGCUGGAACAGCUGCACGCUGCCAUCAUGAAGUGGCCCCCUCCUGAGUGUGAAAUGGUGGCCUACAGGUCUUUUAACCCGUUCUUUCCCCUGCUGGAGUGUUUUCACACACCUGGUGUCCAGCUGUGGGCAGCCUGGGCCAUGCAACACGUGUGCAGCAAAAAUGCUUCGCGCUACUGCAGCAUGCUGCUGGAGGAGGGUGGCUUGGACCAGCUGGAGCACGUUCAUACGAACCCACAGACCCACAGGGAUGUCAAACUGCUGGCCGAAAGCAUCCUGGAGAGCCUGCAGCGACACAGAACCCGCACCGGCCAGCCGGCGCACACAAGUCGUCGUCCACCCCCGCAGUAACAUCACAUAGAAAACGGUGGUCCCUGAUGAAGAAGAGGACAUGAAAAGUGGUCUCGCCACAGAAAAGGGAGUAGUGUGAGAGUGCAUGCGUGGGCGAUUGUGAGGCCUAUCUCGCACACAAUAGCUCACGGAUUCCUUAAAACGACAACUGAGUAAAAGGCAGAGACAAUGCAAACCUUUGCACACACUAACAUUAUUUAUUUCCUUUGUGUUCGUUUCAAAACAAAUAUUUUCACGUGCGAGUCCUGUGAUGGAAAAUUAAAGUUGUGAUAAGCUGAGUUUGUAUUUGUGCUCGCUCUCAUCCGCCUGACUGUGGGGGAAGUAGAUGUUUUUCACGCCAGAAAACGUCGAGGAGCAUCAAACACCGGACGGAGGGGCCACUUUCGUUGGCCCCAACAAUGUUGCCAAGUUCUUUAUAGUCUGAAAAGGUGGAUGGAUCUUUAAACAUAUGCAUGACAUUGCAGAGAGCUCAAGCAUGCUGCUGUGAAUGAUUUUAUAAACGCCUGCACGCUUGAUUGUAGCAGAGCUCUGAGCACUAAAACCAUGCCUCUGGGCCUGCAGCACCCUCUGUAUUUACCUGCUGAAGCCUUUAGUAUCAUGUGACAGGAAACUUGAUAUAUGGGUCUAUUCCGAGGGUCGAAAUGUUUUACGAAUUACUGAUCAUUUAGAGCAAAUUUAUUUAAUCACUUGUAUCAGUAGACAAAACUGCAGAAAACUUGGAAGCAGAUUUUACUGAAAAUUUGAGUCCAUUUGUGCAAAUAUAUUCUUCUGGACACAAAUGGUAAUAAUGAUGUGGACGGAAUAGGAGUCCUCUUGUUGUUGUCCGUGGGAAAUGUGUGAAUAUAUCUACGUUUUGCUCCGCUUCCCGACGCGUCAGUCUUAAAAAGUUUAUCUUAUUUGUAUAUAAUAUACAAUGAGGGCAAAAUAGUUAUCUGCCAAGGAGGGAUUCAUUUGAAUGCAUGAAGAGUUGUUGGAAAAUUCUUUCUUUCCCACCCUAAAAUAGGAACCAUGAUUAAGAGGAAACUGCUGACCAUGUUAUAAUGUGACAUGCCAUACUAUGGUGGAUGCCUCUGCUGUCCUCAGGGUUCCUACACAUUUUCAAAAUUCCAUACUUCUCCAAACUUAGAUUUAGACUAGUUUUUAUAACAUUCUGGACAUUUGAGCUAAAGUAUGGAACUAUAGAGGGCUUUCUAUUGAUCAACACAGUUUUGGUUCAGCAUUGUGGAAAAGGCCCGUCUGCACCACCUUAAAGCAGCUCUAUUUUAAAUGCCUUGUAAAAUCAAUUGAGCUUCUUGUCAGGUUACAAACAAACUUCAGUAUGUUUUAUUGGGAUUGUAUGUUGCAUGGGUUUCAAACGUCUAUAAAUAAAAUCUAAAAAGUGUA
Molecule: messenger RNA, 3730 nt
Organism: Girardinichthys multiradiatus
Lineage: Eukaryota; Metazoa; Chordata; Actinopteri; Cyprinodontiformes; Goodeidae
Gene: zyg11
Product: zyg-11 family member, cell cycle regulator
Exons: 18
Coding region: 113-2347 (744 amino acids)
Cellular component (GO): Cul2-RING ubiquitin ligase complex
Molecular function (GO): protein binding
Source: RefSeq, a predicted model, not a curated record